Messenger RNA from Drosophila navojoa, 5570 nucleotides. It is a transcript of the gene Shrm, whose product is annotated as shroom. Gene Ontology annotation, molecular function: actin filament binding. The record is from RefSeq and is a predicted model, not a curated record. Gene Ontology annotation, cellular component: cortical actin cytoskeleton; adherens junction; apical junction complex. Gene Ontology annotation, biological process: cell morphogenesis; actin filament organization. Lineage: Eukaryota; Metazoa; Arthropoda; Insecta; Diptera; Drosophilidae.
GAGGCGGAGGAGGAGUAGAAGCAGCAGCAGCAGCAGUAGAUAAUCCCAGCAGCAGCAAUUAUCUAAAUGAAAAUGCGAAAUCAUCAAGAAAACGGAAAUCAUCAGCAGAGCUCAGCCACGACGACAGCAAUAGUAGCAACAGCAACAGCAACAGCAACGUUAACAGCAACAACAACAGCAACAGCUACAACAGCAACUGUGACAAUGCCUUUGGAUAGCAACAAAAUGGACAACGCCAAUGGCAAUCACAACAGCAACAUCAGUAACUCCAACAACAACAAUCACAACAACAAUCACAACAGCAACAGCAACAUCAACAUCAGCAGCAACAACAACAGCAAUGGACAAACCGACAAACUGUCCAAGUUGUUGCUGCCCGCACUUAAGAACAACUCCAAGGAUGCCUCGCUAACCCAAUCACAAUCACAAUCGCAGUCACAGUCACAGUCACCGUCGCCGUCACAGUUGCAAUUGCAAUCGCAGCGUAGGCAACAGCAAUUUACGCCCCUCAAUGUUUCGGAUGCGGCCAGCAAUGCCAGCUUUAGUUCCGCAUCAGUUGCCGGCUCCAUACAGGAUGAAAUGCAGCUGCCACCCACGCAGCAGCAGCACAAGCAGCACUCGCUGCAGCAUUUGGAUCAAUGCGGCCUCACGCAAGCCGGCCUGGAGGAGUACAACAUACGCGCCUCGUCCUACUACGAUCAGACAACGUUCCAUCAUCAGAAGCAAGCGUCCUAUGCACAGUCCGAGGGCUAUCACAGCUACGUCUCCAGCUCCGAUAGUACGUCGGCCACACCGUUCCUAGACAAAUUACGUCAGGAGAGCGAGCUGCUCUCGCGCCAGUCGCAUCAUUGGUCUGAGAACGAUCUCAGCUCUGUUUGCAGCAAUUCGGUGGCUCCCUCGCCCAUUCCGCUGCUCAAUAGACAAUGCAACAGCCACGGCAACGGCAAUAGCAACAGCUCCCAGCAUCACAGUCCCAAUAGCAACAACAACAACAACAACAACAACAACAACAGCUCUGAGAGCACCUCCUCAACGGAAACACUGAAAUGGCUUGGCUCGAUGAGCGACAUUUCAGAGGCGAGCCAUGUGACGGGCUACAGUGCCAUUGCCGAAUCGGUUUCCUCCUCGCAGCUGAUUGUGCACAGCUCCCGGGUGCUGACGCCCAAGCGGCAUCAAAGCGAGAGCGUGCUCUAUCUGCACGACAACAGCGAGCCAACAGCAGCAGCAGCAGCAGCAACAGCAACAGCAGCAGCAACAACAGCAACUCCUGCUGCUGCUGCCGCUCCUGCUUCCACUGCAGCUGCAUUGCCCGCCAGCCAGUCGAUCUCAGAGGAUGUGAUGUCGCCGCUGCCACGCAUCCAACAUCGUCACAGUCCCAGCUACCCGCCGGUGCACACGUCCAUGGCGCUGCAUCGCUUCCAGCAGCAGCAGCAGCAACACUUGCCAAUCAAUUACAAGCUGAGCGCACAAAGUUCCUUGCCCGAGCUGGAGACAACAGCAGGAGCAGCAGCAGCAGCAGCAGCGCCAGAGUCUCGCUCCCACCUGGGCCAAUCGCAGUCGACAGGUGACCUGCAGCUGCACAAGUCAAGCAUUUCGGUGACCAUAUCGAGCAGCGAGGCGGUGGUCACAAUAGCACCACAGCCGCCGCCCAGCAAGCCGCAGCUGAGCAAACUGGAGCUGCACAGCUGCAGUGCACCCAAUGUGGCCAUCACGAGCAGCAGCAGCAGCAGCAGCAGCCACUCGCCAACCUUUUCCAGCAGCGCCAACGACUCGUAUCGCAGCAAUCAUCGCCUCUUCCCCGUCAGCACCUACACAGAGCCGCUGCAGAGCAACAGCUCGCAGUAUGUGCAGCAUCCGAAGCCGCAGUUUAGCGCGAAUCUGAACAAGUCCAUCAAACAUCCUGUGAUAACGCCCGCUGGUUCGGCUGUGCAGCCCGCCUGGCAUUCGGUGGCCGAGCGCAUCAACGACUUUGAGCGCAGCCAAAUGCUGGAGACACCGAAGUUUGCCUACCUGGAGCCCAGUAAGACGCAUCGGCUAUCGAAUCCCGCUCUCAAGGCGCUGCAGAAGAAUGCCGUGCAGUCCUAUGUGGAGCGCCAGCAGAAGGAGGAGCAACAGCUGCUGCGCUCUCAGUCGCACUCGCAGUCGUAUCAGGCGCUGCAGCAGAUCGAGCGCAAAUCGCUGCCCAACAAGCUGAGCCCCCUGAUGGUGGGCUUGCCCAGCACCAACUCCAACUCGAACUCCAAUUCGAACUCCAAUUCUGGCUGCAGUUCACCCACACCGCCGCCGCCGCCGCCUCGCUCCCGCUCGCUGCUGCCCAAUCUGCUGCGUCGCUCCAGCUCCGCCUCGGACUAUGCGGACUUUCGGGAGCCGCAGCCGCAGCAGCAGCAGCAGCUGAAGCCGCCGAGCAUACGGAACAUAAGCAGCGCUGAGAAAUUGUCGUUCAAUGAUUGUGGCAUGCCGCCGCCGCCGCCACCGCCGCGCGCUCGCAUAGCCAUGCCCACGCGGCGCACCUCCUCGGCCACGGAAUACGCGCCCAUGCGGGAGAAGCUGCUGCUGCAGCAGGCAGCGGCGCUGGCCCAUCAGCAACAUCAUCCGCAACAGCAUCAGCCACAUCACUCACAUCAUUCGCAUCAGGCGCAGCAGCAUCAUCAUCGUCCGGUGCAGCAUGUGUAUGAGCGGCCGCCCGAACGUCCGCCCAAGCAGCCCCAUUUGCGUGUGCCCUCGCCGGAGCUGCCGCCCCCGCCGCUGGGCGCCGAGCUGGAUACGAGCUAUACGUUCGAUGAGCCGCUGCCACCGCCACCGCCGCCGGAAGUGCUGCAGCAGCGGCCGCCGCCAUCGCCGAAUCGUCGCAACAGCUUUGCGGGCGCAGCCACAGCGAAGCCCACGCUGGCGCCGAAGGUGCCGCCGCAGGUGCCCAAAAAGCCAACGAGUUUGCGGCAGCUGCCACAGCAGUCGCUGUCCAAUGGCGCCGUCAAGCCCACAAAUCUGCCCACAACAAACAGCCGCAAGCGGCCGCACAACAAUCCACCGCCGCCCAUCCUGGAGAGCGCCGGGGCACAGCCGGCGCCGCCUCCGCUGCUGCCGCGCGCUCGUCCCACGCCGUGCCACGCCGCUGACAGCGUUAUAGCCAGCAAUCUGGAGAGCAAUCAGCACAAGCGAUCGAACUCGAAGGCCUCGUAUCUGCCGCGUCAGAGCCUGGAGAAGCUGAACAACACAGAUCCGGAUCAUGGCAUCUACAAGCUGACGCUCACCUCCAACGAGGACCUGGUGGCGCACAGCAAGCCCAGCUACGGCAUUGCGGCGGCCGCCGCUGCUGCUGGCAAGCUGAAAAUGUCCAACAAUUUGCCGGAUGUCUUGCCGCUGGGUGUGAAGCUGCAGCAGCAGCCGGUGAAGCCGAUGACGCCCAGUUCGCCGGGCGAUGUGGUUGUCGCCAUGCGCUACGGCUCCAAUAAUAAUCUCGCAACGAAUGCCACGCCCACGAAUGCAACGAAUACUGUUGGCGGCAAUAAUACAGCCUAUGCCAUGAUCUAUGGCCAGACGGCGCAGCAGCAGCAGCAUCCGCAGCAACAGCAGCAACGGUACUCGACGCCCACAAUGGGCCACGCCUACAGCAGCAAAAGCCGAUCGCCAGCGCCACAAUUUACGCGAUCUCAGUCGUACGAUGUGAAGCAACUGCAGUCCCUAAACGAUGCCACCACAUUUAUCUCCCAGUCACAGGUGGAUCUGAAGCAGGUGGUACAGAAUCUGGAGACGACGCUCGAGGAGGCAUCGCUGCCAGCGACACCGCCGCAGCUCUUCUCGCCGGCCAACUCCAAUUCCGAUUGCAGCCUCAGUACCAGCUCACUGGAAUGCAGUCCAGUGAAUGCGAAUACGAAUGCGAAUGUCAAUGCGGAUGCAGCUGCGAACAUCUUUCGGGCUGAGGUAAUCAGCACCACGCCGACGACGAUGGCGACGACAGCGACGCAGCCGAAGCCACCUGUCAGCCGGCAGGAGUCGCUGCGUGAGAACAUUGAGAAGAUAACGCAACUGCAGUCACAGCUGAUGUCAGCGCAUCUGUGUGAUACGGCGGGUCUGCUGAGCAGCUAUGGCAAGCCGAGCAGCACCACGAAUACGAGCACGAGCACGAGCACCACCACAGAGACAGCCACAAUUGCAGCCACCGCCACAGCCAGUGAGCAGCCGCCCAGCCCAGCAGCCACUGCUCAGUUGGAGGAGGAGCCGGCAGUUGAAGCGGCCACGGCAGCCACGCCCGAAGCCUCGCCCAUGGAUAGCCUGCAGCUGAUGCAGCGCAGCGAACUGGUGCUAAUUGUCAAUCCCACGCCCAGCACCUCGGACAUGGCCUGCCAAACGGAUGAGGAUCUGCUGGACAAUGAGCUGGUGGCCACGCGCGAGGAGCAACAGACGCGCACCACACUGCAGCCGCGUCAGCAGCAGGCCAUCGAGCUGGAGUACGAGCAGGCGGCCCUAGAGCUGAUCAAGCAGCUGUUGCCCAACGACAAACUCAUCGAAAUCCUAACACCAAAAAGAUAUAAGCCAACGACACAGUAUGUGAACAACUUGUACAAUCCGAAUGUGCAGCUGCGUCCGGCCAAGCGGGAUGUGGGCACCUCGACGCUGAUGCGCAUGAAGGGCGACAGCGCCAGGAGCAACAACUGUAGCAACAGCUCCAGCAACUCAGUUGCAACGACAGAGCUGCAGCUGGUCAGCGUGGAGCUGCAGCUGACGGAUGAGGACGAUGCAAGCGACACGGAUAGCACGAAUUUAAUCAAGCAGCAGCUGCAUGCGCUAAUCAAGCAGUUGAACCAAAAAAUUGGCUCGCUCAAGAGUGAGCAGCAAACAAUUUGCGAUGAGUGCAGCAUUAAUGACAAACUGGGCCUCGAUUUGCUGGCCAAAUUAACGGAGAAGGUGCGUCCCAGCGAAGCCUCCAAGUUCCGCACCUACAUCGAUGAUGUGGGUCACAUAACCAGCCUUUUGCUCUCGCUUUCCGAGCGUUUGGCGCAAACUGAAAGCAGUCUGGAGACGAUUAGCAGCCAGCAGGAGAAGAGUACGCUGGCAGCGAAACGUGAACGUCUCUAUGAGCAGCUUGAGGAGGCGCAACGGCUCAAGUCUGACAUCGAUAGGCGUGGCAGCAGCAUUGCCAAACUGAUUGGCAAACAUCUCAACGUUGACAUGUGCGCCGAUUAUGAUUACUUUAUUAAUAUGAAGGCCAAACUGAUUGCCGAUGCACGCGACCUCUCCGACAGGAUCAAGAGCAGCGAGGAACAGUUGAACGCCUUAAGCGAUGCGCUAGUCCAAAGCGAUUGCUAGCUGGGCUCUCAAUUCAAUUUUCCGUGCUGUCAACUUUAAGUUGAGGGCUGUUUGCGAGAAUUGCCUUAGCUGCUGGUCGGGCUGUGUGUAUUUAACUUAACUUAAUGUGCUUAAAAUUCAACCACAACACACACACUAUAAUGUAUAAAUAUUUUAUGUUCAUUUGUGAUUUUCAAUUAGUAUGUAGGGUAAACUAUGUAUCAACCGCAUAUGUGUAAGCAAUUUUUUACAUAAUUAUCAAAAGCAAAGAUAAACUGUAUGCA